AUGACAGGCUCUGGUUCUCCAUGUGGAGCCUGCAAGUUCUUGAGAAGAAAAUGUGUCAGAGGGUGUGUUUUUGCUCCUUACUUCUGCCAUGAACAAGGAGCCUCUCACUUUGCCGCCAUUCAUAAGGUGUUUGGAGCCAGCAAUGUGUCUAAGCUUCUUGCUCGCCUCCCUGUUACUGAGCGCUGUGAGGCUGCUGUUACCAUCUCUUAUGAAGCUCAAGCUCGCCUUCAAGAUCCCAUCUAUGGCUGCGUUUCUCACAUCUUUGCCCUUCAACAACAGGUUGUGAGUCUUCAGGCACAGCUUGCUUCUCUGAAGGAACAAGCAGCAGAGAGCAUGAUGAACGGCUCAAGUAACAACGGGGGUGGGGUGAAUGAGAAGAAUUGCAGAAAGAUUCCAUCUCAUUUCCAAGAUCUCCAUAACUGGUUUCAAUCGGAUCAUUCGAACGUAACGCCCGGAUUCAACCCGAACCCGACUCAAGAUUCAGCAUCCAACCCUUAUUAUGAUGAGAACUAUCGCAUUAUGAUCAAUUCCCAAUCCAAUGGGAACUAUGAACAUCACAUGGCAAAAAUGGAGGAAAGUGGAUCAUAUGGAAGCUUUGAAGAAACCUCAGACUAUUCCAUGUAUACUCUUGAUCAUCUGCAUUCAAAUGUUCAACAAUGGAGCUUCAAUGAGUCGCCUGAUGAUUUACAAUCAGUCGCUUUUGGUCAUGCUCGACGUUGGUAA
Molecule: messenger RNA, 723 nt
Organism: Cucurbita pepo subsp. pepo (vegetable marrow)
Lineage: Eukaryota; Viridiplantae; Streptophyta; Magnoliopsida; Cucurbitales; Cucurbitaceae
Product: LOB domain-containing protein 14-like
Biological process (GO): positive regulation of DNA-templated transcription; hormone-mediated signaling pathway
Cellular component (GO): nucleus
Source: RefSeq, a predicted model, not a curated record